Messenger RNA from Ostrea edulis (European flat oyster), 3624 nucleotides. Its product is annotated as nucleoporin Nup43-like. Gene Ontology annotation, molecular function: protein binding. The record is from RefSeq and is a predicted model, not a curated record. The coding region runs from base 529 to 1692 and encodes 387 amino acids. Gene Ontology annotation, cellular component: nuclear pore outer ring. The transcript is spliced from 8 exons. Lineage: Eukaryota; Metazoa; Mollusca; Bivalvia; Ostreida; Ostreidae.
UUUUUAUAUCAGUACAUCGUUCGCGGGUUACAUCUUAGACUUCACCAAAUCAGUAUAAUUUCAUCAUCUGGAUAGUGGUGCAAGUCAAGCUCUCAAUCAUUGUAUGCAAAGUGUGUCCUUGUUUUUCCGGAUUGUGGAAAAAUAAUAAAUAGAUAAAAAUUUGACUAUUUUUAAUAUAAGUUUUAAAGCUGUUAAAUAAUGAAUAUGUCGACACGUUUUGGAUACAUUGUUUUAGAUAACACGCCAUGCAGGUACUUGCAAGGUGUAUUAAAUUAUUUCAACGAUGUAUUAAUUACUAAAAUAUGUCGCUCGACAUCAAAAGAGGACUCACUUUUUUAUUUUUAGACUUGUAAUUUUUUUUUUUAUUUUAUUACUUUUAUUUUAUUUUAUUUUAUUAUUUUUAUUUUAUUAUUUAUUUGUUCUUAUUCGCACAAAGUUCUAUGAAUAAUCGAGAGAUUUGAAAAUUAAUCCGUCUUUUGAUUGUCAAACGUAAUUGGUUUCUUGUUUAGUUUUGCCCUUUGUCCCGCCAUGUGCAAAUCAUACGAAACAAAAAUGGCGGAAUGCAUACAUCCAUUCGUGAAGUUUGUUUCACGAAAAGUCAACAAAAUAAGGUGGCAGCAAAGUCAGAAGCAGGCGUUGGAAUGUGCAGACACUUUUGUUACCGGAAGCUGGGAUGAUGAGGACAACAAAAUUUGUUUGUGGUACCUUGGUACACAGAGGUCUCCACAGUACGAUGAGGGAGGGGGUCUGGAGCCUACGCUAAAGUGCGAGAUGACCCACAGUGGUGAUGUCACAGGACUAGAGUUUAUUGAACCAGAUGUCAUUGUGGCCUCCUCUUCAACUGGAUCAGUCACCAUGUACAAACAUCACACAGCAUCACAGACUUUGGGAAUACAGUAUAAGUGGCAGUCUCUUCAUCGUCAUGGUAACCAUUCAUGUCCCUGCACGUGCCUAGCUGUGCGAGAUAAAACAAUCGUUACAUCGGGAGAAGAUGGGAGACUGGUGAUACUAAACGCAGAGCAGAAAUCUCCACACAGAAUUAUAGAAAAUGCAGACAGUUCUACCAUCAACAAUAUUGUUUUCCUGAAGCACACAGAAGUCAUUACCGUGAACUCCUCGGGGCAGCUGAAGACCUUUGACCUUCGAUCAAAUUCUGAUGCUCCCUCACAAACCCUUUCUGUGAGCGGGGAGUUGACCUCUUUACACUGUGUGGACAAACAUCCUGGUCAGCCUCACAUCGUGGCCACAGGAAGUCAUGAUGGCGUUCUCGGAAUCUGGGAUUUACGACAAGAAGCGUCACCGGUCUCCCUCCUAGAGGCCCAUAAUGGACCUAUGUGGGAAGUUAAAUUCCAUAAGACAAAUUCAAACCACCUGUUCACUUGCUCAGAAGAUGGCGCUGUUUGGCAUUGGGACGCCUCAUUGGUUGGCUCCAGUCACAUGGUACAAACACAGUUCACAGGUACAGGUGCAGGUUCUGGUGGAGCGAAUUUCUCCCUCAAUCCAUCUUUCCAGUUCGGUGGAAGUGAGAAUGUGAACAAGUGGUUGUGUUCAGACAACAAAAAGAUGGAGAUCAAUUCUCUGAUUGACGACAACAUUCUCCCUGUGAACUCUGUAGACAUUGAAUCCCAGACUUUGAUAUGUGGAACAGACUCGGAAUCUCUAAUCACCAUCAGGUUACCUACCCUGAGGUAGUGAAUGGGUAGAGAUCUAGAGUGGUAGAACGAAUACAGGCCUGCGUUUAAAUCUUCUCUCCACAGGCUACCCUCUCUAGGGUAACACAGGCAGUUGUAGAGGUCUAGAUUUUUUUUUUUUAAAAAUGUAUGGAGGAUCAAAGGAUUUAAUGUGUGACAGGUGUGGAGGAUCAAAGAAUUUAAUGUUGUAUGACAGGAGGUGUGGAGGAUCAAAGAUUUCAUGUUAUGUGAGGAGAGGUGAACACAUCGUAAUCAUCAUACAUGUAUGUCAUCGCCAUCAGACUUUUUCUAUAAUUCUAUCAGAAAAUAAACUAGUGGCAGCCGUUCAUUUGAUAUACAGUGUACCUGUAAAUAUAUAGGAGGAAAGUCAAUAUACAGUGUACCUGUAAAUAUAUAGGAGGAAAGUCGAUGUGUUAUUGUUGCACUUGACUUUUUUAAAUCAGUCAAUGUUGUAAAUAAAGGAGGGGGGGGGGGGGGGGGAUGCUGGGUUUUGAUUAUUAAGUGAGGUAAGGCUCAACAGACUUAGAGGGUGAAGAUUGUGCACAGAGAUGACGGUGAAAUCUACGACAUCAAAAUUGAAGUGUAUUUCAAAUAUUUCUACCUACAUUUGUUUUGAAAAAUGAAAAACGGGUCUGAAAUACAAUGCAGAAGUAUUUUUGCUCAUUUUAAGAAAUUCAGGAAUUUUUGACGUCACCAUUUUACUCUGUUAUACAAUGUAUUAGGAGAUUAUUUUUUUGGAUAAAAAUUUUUAAUUGUAUAAUGGAAAAAUAGCAGUUUUCAGGUUGUUUUGCAAUCAUGGUUGUAGAGGUUUUGGCUCUGUGUAACAGUUUGUGUAUUGACAGACUUGAACAUCAGAGCCUGUAAAUACACAAAAUAAAACGGGGAAGCUGCCAUUCCCCGCAGAGAGAGUUGUUUACAGUAGUACAUCUUUACAAUUCCGAAUCUGGAUGUAAAGUGACAUGUAGGUUAAUAAUGCUACAAUGCAAUGGUAGAUAAAUUUAAAAUCUUGCUAGUUGUUACAGGUUUUAGAAUAGUGCGUGUAUGUACGCAGGUGAUUCUUGUUAACUCUUCUAUAAACCUAUAAAUGGAAGUCUUAUUUAAUGUAGAAGUGGUUAUUUACGCUGGGGGUUAAGUACUUAUUUUUCCACGCCCAACUUUUCGGGGGGGGGGGGGGGGGGGGUGUAACUGAAUAUUACAUUACGAGAUCCCAAUUUUGUCCCCAAAAGUUGUACUACUAUUGCAUUAUAGUUCUUCAAACUUGACAACAAAUCAUACUGCAGAAAUUUACCUGUACACCAAAUUUUUCUUUGCGGUACAGGUUAUUAUUGAGUUUGUAACAGAUGCUGUUUUUGAUGCUUGAGUUUGUAUCAGUACUGUCUGUCAUUUAUGCUCGAAUUUGUAUCAGUACUGUUAUGGAUACUCGAGUUUGUAUCGGUGCUGUUACGGAUGAUCGAGUUUGUAGCAUUGCUGUUACGGAUGCUCGAGUUUGUAGCAUUGCAGUUACGGAUGCUCGAGUUUGUAGCGGUGCUGUUACGGAUGCUCGAGUUUGUAGCAGUGCUGUUACAAAUGCUCGAGUUUGUAUCGGUGCUGUUAUUGAUACUCGAGUUUGUAACAGUGCUGUUACGGAUACUCGAGUUUGUAUCAGUGCUGUUAUUGAUACUUGAGUUUGUAACAGUAGUUAUGGAUGCUCGAGUUUGUAACGGUGCUGUUACGGAUGCUCGAGUUUGUAACAGUGGUGUUACGGAUGCUCGAGUUUGUAUAAGUAGUAUAAUGUAUUGGUGCAUGUUUAUAUUUGUACACUGAACAUUUUUUUUUACUUUUGAGGUGUACGAAAUCUUUGUUUACAUUUUUAAACAUCAGAACAAAGUUCUGGGUGUGAAUGUUAUCACAUCAUCAUGUUGUUUGUAAUGUGAAAAUAAAUUGUUCAACUUUA